Messenger RNA from Parnassius mnemosyne (clouded apollo), 726 nucleotides. Lineage: Eukaryota; Metazoa; Arthropoda; Insecta; Lepidoptera; Papilionidae. The record is from the annotation of a GenBank genome assembly.
UUGAUUGCGGUGGCGGCGGCCAACCCUGGUUAUGGUUCAGGUGGACAUGGCAAUGGUGGUUAUGGAUCUAGCAGCAGCAGCAGCAGCUAUGAACAAAGCAACUUCCAAAGUGGACAUGGACAGGGCCAAGGCUUCGGAGGUGGACACGGCCACGGCCAAGGCGGCUUCGGAGGUGGACACGGUCAAAACGGCUUCGAUUCUGGACACAGUAGCAGCAGCUUCGAAUCUGGACACAGUAGCAACAGCUACGGUAAUAACGGUCAUGGCCACGGUGGCCACGGUGGCCACGGUGGACAUGGCGGUGGUUUUGGAUCUGGACAUGGCAGCAGCAGCUAUGAACAAGGGAGCAGCAGCUUCCAAACUGGACACGGCAAUAACGGCUUCGGAGAUGGGCAUGGCCAAGGCGGCUUCGGAGGUGGACACGGCCAAAUAGGCUUAGGAGGUGGACAUGGCCAAAUAGGCUUCGGAGCUGGACACGGCCAAAUAGGCUUAGGAGGUGGACACGGCCAAAUAGGCUUCGGAGGUGGACACGGCCAAGGCGGCAUCGGAGGUGGACACGGCCAAGGCUUCGGAGGUGGACACGGCCAAGGCGGCUUCGGAGGUGGACACGGCCAAGGCGGCUUCGAUUCUGGACACAGUAGUAGCGGCUUCGAAUCUGGGCACAGUAGCAACAGCUUCGGUAAUAACCAUGGCCACGGUGGCCAUGGUGGACACGGCCACUUUUAA